This is a messenger RNA of Linum trigynum, 996 nucleotides long. Lineage: Eukaryota; Viridiplantae; Streptophyta; Magnoliopsida; Malpighiales; Linaceae. The record is from the annotation of a GenBank genome assembly.
CUCACCACCGACACCACCUGGACCCCAGAGCAGACCAGCACAGCACAGCAACCGCCCACCCACCAGCCUGUGAUUGAUUCGCACCGAAAAAGCUGUCUGCUUUUCUCUUUCUUCUCCCUCUUUCUUGUUGCUUCCCCUGUCUUUCUCCAUUCAAAACCCCACCUUCACCUCUCUCCCUUCAAUUCCCCCCUCCAUUACUCUAUUUCUUCGCCCGGAAACCAACUCAACCAACCCCUUUUCCAACACACAUUCAGUUCCUUUCCCCUUCCCUUCAUUGAAAGAAAUGAGCUCCUUCGUCCAAGGGUUCCAGAAGAGCAGAUCCGCCGCCCUCCCGGUGUCCCAACCAGGCGGCGGCUGCGAGCAGGGGAGGAGACUGUCCUCCUUCUCCUCAUUCUCUUCCGUGCAGCCCAUAUCGAGCUCGCUGUCGGCGAUGAAGCAUCGCGCAGGAGACGCCAUCAGAAGCUGGGGGGAGUGGGGCGGGAUCCUGCCCAAGAAGCCAGCUCAGGAUCUGGAGACGAACUAUUACGAGGAGGCCUAGUAGUAACUUGAUUUGCUUUUGGCGUGGAGCACAAGCAAAGAAGGAACACCUUCCAUUGAUCUAUUUAUCAAAAGGGAAAAUUCGUUUUGGUAUGAAUUCAGUUUUUUUUUUUUUUUUUGCAUUAUUAUUUCGUUCUGGAAAAAUAUAGUACUGUGAAUGUUUUUGAUCUUUGGAUGCGCUAUAUGUAAGUAAAUAAUAUUCGUGCAAAUUACGUGAUAUUUAUUUUGCAUUCUAUUAUGUGAUUCGUUCAUUGCCUUCAUACACACGGAAUCGUGUGCUUGAGACGGAAUCAUUGCCUUCAAUUAUUUUGCAGUAUAAUUGAGCUUUCGCCAUUGUUGAUGAUGCUUUGGAAGUUAUAUUUGCUCUAUACUGUUAUGAACAUCACUCUCCCAAAUACGUUCAAAUACUUUAUACCCUCGUACAUCACUCUCCCAUAUAAAUACAUCACAUUCAAUAGA